Messenger RNA from Helianthus annuus (common sunflower), 1898 nucleotides. RefSeq lists its product as uncharacterized. The transcript has a single exon. NCBI's taxonomy places the organism in Eukaryota, Viridiplantae, Streptophyta, Magnoliopsida, Asterales, Asteraceae. The coding region runs from base 209 to 1705 and encodes 498 amino acids. The record is from RefSeq and is a predicted model, not a curated record. Gene Ontology annotation, molecular function: protein binding.
CUGACUUUUAUUUGAAAUAUUCAGAAUCUUAAAUUUGUUAUCACUAAAUUACUAAAUAUCUAAUAAUCUGAAUCAAAUUAAUAUUAACUUAUAAUUAUAUUUAAAAUAUUGUUAGGCAAAGACCAUAAAAAGCCCAUUUUCCUCUUCCCUACGUUCCUCGUUUCCACUUCUUCUUCAUUAAACCCACUUACUGACCCCAUCACUCUCCAUGGAAAACUACUCGUACAACUCCUACCCAGAGUCCGGUGGCUCCUCACCCAGAUCUCGCGAAAUCGACUUCGAAAACCCUACGCCAUGGGAGGCCGAUCAACCACCACCAACCACCUACAAAGUCAAGCUCAUGUGCAGUUAUGGCGGCAAAAUUCACCCUAGACCUCACGAUAACCAGCUCGCCUACGUCGGCGGCGAGACUAAAAUCCUCGCCGUUGAUCGCUCCAUCAAGUUCUCCCUUCUCCUUGCCAAGUUAUCCUCCUUAUGUGACGUUGAUGUUUGUUUCAAGUACCAGUUGCCUGGUGAAGAUCUAGAUGCUCUUAUUUCCGUAACAAACGAUGACGAUCUCGAUCACAUGAUGAUUGAGUACGAUCGCUUGAACAGAGCCUCUCCUAAACCGGCCAGAUUAAGGCUGUUUUUGUUUCCUGUAACCGUUCAAAGUCCGGCACAUAGUUUUGGCUCUACUGAAGGUAGAUCGGAACGUGAACGCUUCGUUGAAGCGUUGAAUUCCGGUCCGGUUCCGUCGUCGACGGUUCAGUCGCAUGGGAAUGCGGAUUUCCUGUUUGGUUCGGAAAAAGGAGUAGCUCCGGCGCCGGUAACCGUUCCGAAAGCUCGAGAUCUGCCGGUUGUAGAUCCGCCGUUACGUCAUCAUGAUCCGGACGUUGCGGUUUUGGAUGAGCGUAAUAUCGGUACGGAUCGGAUACAGAAACAUAUUCAGGAUCUGAGGAGAUUGCGAAUUGCAGAAGAUCAACAACAGAAUCUGUAUAGAGAUGACAACAAUAACCAAAACCUCAACCUCAACCUCUCUGGUGGCUAUUCCGGAGAUUAUUACGUUCAGAGACCGUCGGAAAAAGUAGUUACAACGCCACUUCCGGCAAGUGUACCUUCUCCGGCACAAGGAUAUCAAAUCUCCGGCGGUUACGCGCCGUCUACGUUAUCAGCCGAUCAACAACCGGUUUAUAUGGUUCAGGCUCAGUCGAGUAUGUAUCACGCGCCUAUGGCUCGACCGGUAACCGGUCCGAUAGGUCACAAUCCAGGUCAGGUUCAAGGUCAGAGCCAGGGUUACUAUGCGGUUCAGAGGAUGCCGGCUGAGGCUUACCGUGAACCGCCGGUUUACAACGCCAUGCAACCGGUUCAAACCAUGUCUACACCGCCUAUGUUCCCGCCACAACAACAACAACAACAACAACCGCCUGUACAAAAGGUAUCAACUGAAGGCAUACGGAUGAUCCAAUCAACGGCUGGGAUGACAGAUGGAGGUUACACUCAAGUGGCGUAUGAUAACAGCCUUGGGAGGCAUGUGUACUAUACUGCGCAGGGGGCGUUGGUUACACCUCAUCAACAACUGCAACAACAACCACUAGCACCACCACCACAACAACAGCAUCAGGUACAUCAGUUUCAGCAGGUGGCUGCUGUGUCAGCAACUUCAAAUCAAAUUCAAGAUGGAAAGGUUAUUGCUCCAAUUACGAAGAUCUCUCAAGGUUCUAUCUGAUCACUGAUGAUAUUAUUCAGUAAGUUUUCGAAUUAUGAUAAUAUAUUAAAUAAUAAAUAAUAAUGAAGUUGUAUGCAUUUAUUUGUUUCUGCACUGCAUUAUAUUAUAUGGUCAUAUAGCCAUUUAUGGUGUUCUGUUCUGUGUAUACCUGUUUGAAGUCAAUAUAAAUAUGUGUAAAAUUAUUGGAGUGAUG